AGCAGGGGAGGGGCAGAGAGAGAGAGGGAAACAAAAUCCCAAGCAGGCUCCUGUGCUGUCAAAACAGAGCCCAAUGCGGGGUUUGAACCCACAAACUGCAAGAUCAUGACCUGAGCCAAAAUCAAGAGUCAGACACCUAACUGACUGAGCCGCCCAGCCACCCUGAUUGUUUUGUGAAUAUUGAACUACCCUUGUAUCCCACUUGAUCGUGGUGUGAUUUUUUAAAUAUAUUGUUGAAUUUGGUUUGCUAAUAUUUUGUUAAGGAUAUUUGCAUCUAUAUUCAUAAGAGAUAUUGGCCUACAGUCCUCUCUCUCUCUCUCUCUCUUUGGUGUCUUUAUCUGGUUUUGGUAUAAGGGUGAUACUGGCCUCACAGAAUGAGUUUGGAAGUCUUUCCUCUUAUGCUUCUCGCAAUAGUUUGAGAAAAAUAGUUGUUAACUCUUCUUUAAAUGUUUGGUAGAAUUCGCUGUGAAGCCGUCUGGUCCUGGACUUUUCUUUUUGGAGAGUUUUUUGUUUCUCAUUUCAUUUUUGUUAAUUGGUCUGUUAAAUUUUCUACUUCUUCCUUCUUUACUUUUGAUUAUAUGUUUCUAGGAGUUUAUCCAUUUCUUCUUAGUUGUCUAAUUUGUUGGCAUGUAUAUUUUCAUAACAUUCUGUUACAACUGUAUUUCUGUAAUGUUUGUUGUUAUUUUUCUUUUUUCAUUAGUGAUUUUGUUUUUUGCUGAUCUUUUCAAAGAACUUGUUUCAUUAAUCUGUCUUAUUGCUUUCUUAGUUUGUGUAUCACUUACUUCUGUUCUAGUCUUUCUUAUUCCCUUCCUUUUGCUGGGUUUGGGUUUUAUUUGUCACAUUAUUAAAGUCACUUUAAUAUAGCCACAUUUAUCAUAUUUAAGCUAAGAUAGAGCAGCCUGGUCUAAGGAAGACUGUAACAGGAUAUUGACUCUGGUUGUCAGAGUUAAAUUCAUACCAAUGACAAUCCUGAGUUCCAUGACAGAGACAGAUGAAGGAGUCUCAUUUGUUUUAAUGAACCAUAGUAUUCACUACUAAUGUGAAGAUUAAAAAAUGGCAAUUCCUGAAAAAGAGACUGUGGCUAGAUAAUGUGACCCAUGAAUUAGGAUAGCUUAGAAUAACAAUUUAUACAUUUUUUUUUUUUGGUUAACACUUCAUUCUAUACACUUCUUAAAAGUGUAUAUCUCUUACAAGUCUUUCCCAAACCUGUCAGUUCAAUUCUUGACUGGAUUGAACUGAAAUAUUUUUUGCCAAAUCUAUCAGUUCAAUUUCUUGAGCAAAGUAGUACAAUAAAUCUGAUUCACUUAUUUCUUAGGGGAUUAUGAGUUUUAAGUAAAUCUUAGCACUAAAGGAAAAAAAUUCAGUUGCCAUUGCAAAACACUGAUAAAGAAUCAUAUUUGAUGGUGAAUCACUAUCAUAAUUAUCCUUUUAACUUUUUUUAUUCUUAACACAUAUAAAUAAUUAUUAAGGGAAUAAACUCAUAAAAGUGAAAGGUAUUAAUCAAUUCAUAUGAGUGACACAAAUAUUUUUUAAUUUCAUUUUCUUAUAACUCAAUUAUAAUUUUGUAACUUAUUAAAUCAUCUGUUCAACAAACACAAACAAGCAGUAAACCAAACUUUUGGUUUACUGAGUAAACCAAAGUUCUAGGUACUAAGCUAUAAGUGGGAAAGGUUAACAUGGUCUAAUGAUCUAAUUAAUGGGAAAGAGAAAUCUUACAUAAGUAACAUCUAUAGAGGUUAUCCUAAGGCAGCACUAAAACCACUGGAAAGCUAUAUCCAGAGGAGAUACUCGGUGAGUCUUUUAAGCAUAUCAUUAAAAUAUUAAAAAGUGGAUUAUAGGACACAAGGAAUGGAUACAGAAAAUGUAGAAGUAGUUUCAGAGAUAACACCACAUUCCAGGAGAGAAGAAAAAAGUUUUAGACCAAGAUUGUGGUGGUGGUAGACAGAGAGAGCAAGAUAUCCUACAGGAACUGGCAGUUUAUUUUAUACUGAAGAUAAAAAUGAGGGAAGAGUUAAAGAUGAAACUCUGGUUUCUGGUCUGAGCAACGGAGUUGAUGGUCAAGUCGUUUUCCAUCACAGAGAACACUGGAAUAGGAGCAGGUUUUUGGAUGACUAUGAUCCAAGUUUUAGACUUUCUUUUGGAGGUCAAGAAAAAUUUCCAAGUGAAAAUAUUGAGAAGGUAGUAAUAAAAAUAGUCAAGGCUGGAGCCAUUGACAUAGAAAUGGCACUUUAAACCACAGGAAGUAUGAAAUAACUUAGAAGGAGAGAAUAAUUGAGAAGUAAAGAAGCUCUGACAAGGGUCAGGUGCAAAGUGAGUAACAGGCAAAGGAGUCAUUGAGAAAGAAUAAACACAGAAGUAUUCAGAGAGUGUAGUAUCAGAGAGAGUCCAAGUAAGAAAGCAAGAAACUUUUAAAUGAGAAGCAUGGUGAAUGGAAUCAAAUAUUGUAGAGAGAUAAAUUAAAAUAGAAAGUGACCAAUGUCAACUGAAUUUACUGACAUGAAGUUUUUGGUGAAUUUAAUGAAAAGUCACUUUGGAGAAGUUGAAAGAAGUUUGCAAUUGUUUAAAGAGUUUUGGGAAGGGGAAGAAAGAGUCUAGCCAACCCACAAGAUAACUGGUUAUGGAAAGAAGAAAAAAGUUAAAACUAUGUCUAGGAAUGGAGCAAUUGCUCAUCAAAGAGACUGUUUAGCUAAUAAGAGACUUUAACAUGCUAGCAUGCUUGUAGAUGAUUGAAUACAGAGGGAGAUAAUGAUUCUAUGAUGACCGGAUCUUCAGUAGGUAAAGGAAUUCAAAGGGAUUCCCCUUGACUUUUGAUUGAUUCAUGAAAUUCCUGUCAUAAUUCCUGUCAUAAUUCAUGUGGACUUAUUUUUUGCUUAUAGGGGUUUCACAAAUCUAAAGUCAAUAGUCCCCCAACAGACUUUAAUGUUGUGAAACCUAAUGGAGUUUUAGAUUAUUCAUGAAUCAUUUCAUUUACUAAGGAGAAGCUUCAAAACAAUUGUUUAUAUUUAUUCAUCAUAUUCCUUUCUUGCAGGUUCUUUUAUUUCUCAUUAAUCGAAGAAUUUUUUUUCUUUUAUGCUUUUUCUAGGAAAAUUCCUACAUCUUUCAUAAUAUCACCAAGUCAAUAUCUGGAGCAGAAUCAAUCCUCUCAGUUACAUAAAAUUAAAAAUGGCAUAUUGUUGGAAAACAGAUCUAAAUACCAGUGAAUCACAUGAAGAGCAGCAUGAGCACCAAGAAUUUCACUCUGUAAAUCAGUCCUUUUUCCCUAGCCACGUCAGUCUGGGUUUUGAUCAGCUAGUAGAUGAGAUCAGGAUUAAAAUUCCAUUCUAUCAGAGUGAAAUUGAAGAAAACACUGUUUGUGUACCCCAUGCACCAAACUGGGACUCAACAAGGCAUUCAUUACAUGAAACACACCAAAUACCCUUGAAUGAAUUAACUUCUCAGACCUCAGAACUCUCCUGUCACCAAGUUGGGAAAACACCAGUAAUUGGUUUUAGGCGCUCUGUGCUACCAAAUCCUGAAAAUAUGAACAAACAAAGCUCUUGUGGAAACCCCAUAGGAAAAUAUCAUGGUGGUGAUGAUUACAGAAUAAAUAUUUCAGCUCCAUCAUCCACUAGUCUGGAUAAAAUUAAUUCACAGAGAGAAUCAGAAAAUGAAAAUCGUAACUACCACAUAGGAUUUGAAAGUAGCAUCCCUUCUACAUAUCCAUCCUUCUCAACUAACUUCAUGCCAAAAGAAGAGAAUAAAAGAAGUAGAAAUAUGAACAUUGUGAAACAUUCUCUGAUGCUUUCUGAAGGUUCUUUUCCACCCAGGACCUGGGAAAGUACACAGCCAGAGAAUACAGAGCUGACAGGUUGUUCUAUUCAGCUGGUUGAAGUACCUCAAGGCAGUAAUAAGAGUCUGGCCUCCUUCUGCGACGAAGUAAAAAAGAUAAGAGAAACAUAUCAUGCAGCUGACAUUAAUUCGAAUUCAGGGAAGAUCUGGAGCACUACUGCAGCAUUUCCAUGUCAGCUUUUUUCUAACACUAAAUUUAAUAUAAAUAUUUGUAUUGAUAACUCAACACAACGACUUCAUUUUAAGCCAUACGCUAAUUAUCUUGUCAAAGACCUAAUUGCAGAGGUUCUACAUUUUUCUACAAAUGACAAAUUAUUCCCCAAAGAUCAUCUUCUAAGUAUAUGUGGCUAUGAAGAAUUUUUACAGAAUGAUUACUCUUUGGGGAGCCACAAAAUAUUUCAGAAAGAUAAAUCUGUUAUUCAACUUACUCUUCAUAAAAAUGGGAAAGUUCCAGGAAAAUUAUCUCGAAAGCAUGAAGAUGACCACAGUCAGUUUUAUCUGAACCAACUUCUAGAAUUUAUGCAUAUUUGGAAAAUAUCCAGACAGUGCCUCUCAACAGUAAUCAAAAAAUAUGACUUCCACCUGAAAUGCCUAUUGAAAACCCAGCAAAAUGUAGAUAAUAUUAUUGAAGAAGUAAAAAAUAUAUGCAGUGUUCUGGGGUGUGUGGAGACCAAACAAAUUACAGAUGCUGUAAAUGAACUAAAUCUAACUCUUCAGAGAAAUGCAGAGAAUUUUCAUCAAAAUUCAGAGACUUCAGCAAAAGGCUUGAUAGAGAAAGUGACAACUGAACUCUCCAGGGCCAUCUACCAGCUAAUCAGUGUCUAUUGCCGCAGCUUUUAUGCAGAUUUCCAGCCUGUAAAUAUACCUGAUGACAUUUCCUAUGUAAAUCCUGGACUCCAUUCCCACUUGAGCUUCACAGUGUAUGCAGUUCACAACAUCCCAGAGACUUGGGUGCACAGCUAUAAAACAUUUUCUUUUUCCUGUUGGCUUACAUAUGCUGGAAAGAAGUUGUGCCAAGUGAGAAGCUACAGAAAUAUUCCAGUCAAAAAAUUGUUCUUUUUCUUGGUCAACUGGAAUGAAGUGAUCAAUUUUCCUCUUGAAAUAAAGUCACUUCCAAGGGAAUCCAUGCUCACUAUAAGAUUGUUUGGAAUUAUCUGUACAACCAAUAAUGCCAAUUUACUGGCCUGGACUUGUCUUCCAUUGUUUCCAAAAGACAAGUCCAUUCUCGGGUCUAUGCUAUUCAGCAUGACAUUACAGAGUGAGCCUCCCAUAGAAACGAUAGCUCCAGGAGUAUGGGAUAUAAGCCAGCCAUCCCCAGUGACCCUACAGAUUGCUUUUCCAGCUACUGAGUGGGAGUAUAUGAAACUUGAUUCUGAAGAGAAUAGAAGUAAACCAGAAGAACCACCAAAAGAGUGUUUAAAACAUAUUUCCAGACUUUCACAGAAACAGUCUCCCUUACUACUCUCUGAGGAAAAGAGAAGAUACUUAUGGUUUUAUCGUUUCUACUGCAAUAAUGAAAACUGCUCCCUUCCUUUGGUCUUGGGCAGUGCCCCUGGAUGGGAUGAAAGAACUGUUUCAGAAAUGCAUACCAUUUUGAGAAGAUGGAAAUUUUCUUGCCCUUUGGAAGCACUUGGACUUCUGACUUCUAGUUUUCCAGAUCAAGAAAUUCGUAAAGUGGCAGUUCAACAAUUAGACAACCUCUUGAAUGAUGAACUACUGGACUAUCUCCCACAGCUAGUUCAGGCUGCCAAGUUUGAAUGGAACCUUGAAAGCCCUCUAGUACAACUCCUAUUGCACCGUUCAUUGCAAAGCAUCCAGAUUGCCCAUCGUCUUUACUGGCUGCUAAAGGAUGCACAGAAUGAAACUUAUUUUAAAAGCUGGUAUCAGAAACUAUUGGCGGCUCUCCAAUUCUGUUCAGGAAAAGCCUUGAGUGAUGAGUUUUCCAAAGAGAAGAAACUUAUUAAAAUUCUGGGAGACAUUGGGGAAAAAGUCAAGUCUGCCAGUGACCCUCAAAGACAGGAGGUACUGAAGAAAGAGAUUGGCAGACUAGAAGAAUUCUUUCAGUGUAUAAAUACCUGUCACCUUCCUCUGAACCCUGCCCUGUGUAUAAGGGGUAUUGAUCAUGAUGCAUGUUCAUAUUUCACAUCUAAUGCUUUGCCACUGAAGAUUACUUUCAUCAAUGCUAACCCAAUGGGCAAAAACAUCAGCGUCAUUUUUAAGGCUGGCGAUGAUCUCCGUCAGGAUAUGCUUGUUCUGCAGAUUAUUCAAGUGAUGGACAAUAUUUGGCUGCAGGAGGGCUUGGAUAUGCAAAUGAUCAUUUAUAGAUGUCUAUCCACAGGGAAAGGUCAAGGAUUGGUGCAGAUGGUGCCCGAUGCCAUCACCCUAGCAAAGAUCCAUCGCCAUUCUGGACUGAUAGGACCAUUGAAAGAAAACACAAUCAAAAAAUGGUUCAGUCAGCACAACCAUCUAAAGGCAGAUUAUGAAAAGGCCUUGAGGAACUUUUUCUAUUCCUGUGCCGGCUGGUGUGUGGUAACGUUCAUCCUGGGAGUCUGUGACCGACAUAACGACAAUAUCAUGCUGACAAAGUCAGGCCACAUGUUUCAUAUUGACUUUGGAAAAUUCCUAGGUCAUGCACAGACAUUUGGAGGGAUAAAAAGGGACCGAGCACCUUUUAUUUUUACUUCAGAGAUGGAGUACUUUAUUACAGAAGGUGGGAAAAACCCACAGCAUUUCCAAGAUUUUGUGGAGCUUUGCUGUCGAGCUUAUAAUAUUGUCAGAAGGCACAGUCGACUACUCUUGAACCUGCUAGAAAUGAUGCUACAUGCAGGAUUGCCUGAGCUGAGUGGAAUUCAAGACCUGAAAUAUGUGUAUAAUAAUCUUCGUCCACAAGACACAGACCUAGAAGCAACAAGUCAUUUUACCAAGAAAAUAAAGGAAAGUCUGGAGUGCUUCCCUGUUAAGUUAAAUAACUUGAUCCAUACACUUGCACAAAUGACAGCCACAAGUCCUGCCAAAUCUGCUUCACAGACUCCUUCCCAGGAAUCCUGUAUGCUGAGUGCAACCAGGUCAAUUCAAAGAGCGACAAUUUUAAGGUUCAGUAAGAAAACCAGUAAUCUGUAUCUAAUCCAGGUGAUACAUGGUAACAAUGAAAUGAGCCUGACAGAAAAAUCAUUUGACCAGUUUUCAAAACUUCACAGCCAACUUCAGAAGCAGUUUGCAUCAUUGACUCUCCCAGAGUUUCCUCAUUGGUGGCACGUACCUUUUACAAACUCAGACCACAAACGAUUCAGAGAUCUAAAUCAUUACAUGGAACAGAUAUUAAAUGGAUCAUAUAAAGUUGCAAAUAGUGAUUGCGUGCUUAGUUUUUUCCUCUCUGAGCCUGUGCAACAAACAAUUGAAGAACCAUCAUUUGUGGAUCUAGGUGAGAAGUUUCCUGACAAGACACCUAAGGUGCAGUUAGUGAUAUCACAUGAGGAUGCGAAGCUGACCAUACUAGUGAAACACAUGAAAAACAUUCAUCUCCCAGAUGGCUCUGCGCCCAGUGCACAUGUUGAAUUUUAUCUUUUACCAUAUCCCAGUGAAGUUCGUAGGAGGAAAACAAAAUCUGUUCCAAAAUGUACCGACCCCACUUAUAAUGAAAUUGUGGUGUAUGAUGAAGUCACAGAGCUCCAAGGACAUGUUUUAAUGCUUAUUGUGAAAAGCAAAAGCAUAUUUGUGGGAGCAAUUAACAUCCAACUUUAUACUGUCCCACUCAAUGAAGAAAAAUGGUAUCCACUAGGAAACUGUAUAAUUUGACCAUUUCUAUCAAUGAAUGCAUUAUUCAGUAACUACCUAUAUCUUUUUCCACUUCUGGGCCUCUUUGUCACUAGAGCAGGACGUUUCUGUUGUCAAAGGUAGCAUAGUGUAUCAAGGACACACAAAAGAAAGACAUCAGAAUUAGUCUGUUAGAGUUAUAUAUUCUCUACUUGUGUUUCAUUGUUUUCUUAGAAUCUUUUCUCCUUAACAAAGUGCCAAUUUAUUGUGUAAAAUAAAAGAACACCUAAUUUUAAUAUAUCUUUUAAAUCAAACACAUGCUCACAUUUUUUAAUUGUGUGCCUACUGUUAAAAGCAACACUCUGACUGUAGUUUCCAAGAAAUACGGCCAUAAAUCUCACCAAUUAAUUUAAGAUCUAAGUAUAUCUGUAACAGAUUUUUAACUUUGAAGUAAAUAUACAUACCUGCAUACUGACUUAUAAUCCUAUUUAUCAAAUUAUUUAUGGAAUUAGUAAGCUCCAGCAGAAUGAUGUAUUAUUUUCUAUCAGAAAAACAAAGGACAAAUGCCUGAAAUUCUUAAAUCAAUUUUUGGAAGAAACUUCUUUGCAGUUUCUUGCCUUUUUCUAUGCCAAUCAAUUAAUCAUCAUUGGAUUUCACCCAACCAAAGGCAUGAUCACAUUUUUAAAUUUCAUUAUCCCUUAACUCCAUGAUGUCAAACUCUGAAACUCUCCCCUCUGAUCAAAACCUCUUCUCUUUGCACAUCAAGAAUUUCUCUUACUUCUGAAGCUACUUGUGUACUCAUCAUGACUUGAGUAGACAAUCCUACAGAUUUCUACCUACAAAGUAGGUACAACUCAAAGCACUAUGCUACAUUCUUUAAGAGAACAAAAUAGGAGUUUGGUUUUUUUUUAUCCUUGCCAUUUAAAUUACUUAAAAAAGUUAAAUUCUUGCUUUUUUUUUCAAUGCUUCACUGUGAACGAAUAAAAAAGUAAUUUAAGCUCUUAGAUAUGGUCAUCUACAUAACCAUGUAAACACAUAAAGGACUGCAAAAUUUAUUCAUUGAAAACAUUUGAGUGCCAGCCUAAAGCAGGCAGAAAGUCAAUGCAGAUGACCGCACUUAAAGGAAAAGUGACUCUGACACAACAGCAGGGCAUAAGCAACACAUGUAGGAUACUCUCCUGAAGUGCCAGGUUCUGGUGAACAGGGACUGCACUGCAGGGAAGUCCAGGAUUUCUUCAAUGUAAAGUCACUUUCAAGAGCAGAAAACAUAGUUGACCUUCUUAACACAGAGAAACAGACACAGAAAGGCAGGCAAAAUGAGAAGACAAAGAAAUUUAUCGCAAAUAAAAGAAUAGGACUAGGCUAUAGCCAGAGAUCUAAGCAAAAUAGCUAUAAGUAACAUGCCUGAUAGAGAAUUUAAAGCAAUUAUAAUGAGGAUACUUACUGGACUUGAGAAAAAAGUGGAACACAUGAGUGAGACCCUUAACACAGAGAUAAGAAAUAACAUGGUAGAGAUAAAGUGCUCAAUAAACAAAAUGAAACAUGCUUGAUGGAAUGAACAGGACCUAGUGACCUAGAAGAUAGAAUAAUGGAAAGUAAUCAAGCUAAACAAAAGACAGAAAAGAUUAUGCAAAAUAAGAAUAGGCUUAGGGAACUCAGUGACACCACCAAUGUAAAAACAUUCAAAUUAUAGAAAUCCCAGAAGAAGACAGAGAGAGGGGAGCAGAAAUUUAUUUGAAUAAAUGAUAGCUGAAAACUUUCUUAAUCUAGGGAAGGAAACAGAUAUCCAUAUCCAGGAUGCACAGAGAACUCUCAAAAUCAACAAAAGCAGACCCACAUCAAGACACAUUUGUAAUUAAAGUGGCAAAAAAUAGUGAUAAAAUUUUUAAAGCAACAAGACAAAGGAAGACCGUAACUUACAAGGGAAAAUCCAAAAAGCUAGCAGGAGAUUUUUUCAAAAGAAACUUUGUAAACUAGAAAGGAGUGGCAUGAUAUAUUCAAAGAGCUGAAGGGGAAAAAUCUGCAGCCAAAAAUAUUUUCUCCAACAAGGUUACUAUUCAGAAUAGAAGAAGAGAUAGCUUCCUAGACAAACAAAAGCUAAAGAAGCUCGUGACCACUAAACCAGCCCUACAAGGAAUAUUAAAGGAGACUCUGAGUAGGAGACCAACAGUGACAGUAUCAAGGUAGGAAACACAAAAGCAGUAAAAAUGAAUAUUUCUGUAAAAAUUCAGUCAUGAAACUCACAAAACAAAAGGAUAUAAAAUAUAACAACAUAUGCCUAAAGCAUGGGGAGAAAAGGAGUAAAGAAUGGGUUCAAACUUAAACAACCAUCUACUUAAUAUAGACAGCUAUGUACAGAAGAGGCUAUAUACAAACCUAAUGGCAACCAUAUAUCAAAAACUACUAAUAAAUGUGCAAGAAUAAACAGAAAUAAAUCCAAAUAUAAAAUUAAAGAAAAUAAGCAAACCAUGAAAGAGAGGAAGACAAGAAAAGAUCAGAGAAAAUCUUCAGAAAUGACCAUAAAACAAAUAAUAAAAUGACAAAACUAUAUAUCUAUCAAUAAUUACUUUGAAUGUAAAUGAACUAAACACUCCAAUAAAAAGACAUAGGGUGACAAAAUGGAUAAAAAAAAAACAAGAUCCACCUAUAUGUUGCCUAUAAGAAAUCAUUUUAGAUAUAAACACACCUGUGGAUUGAAAGUGAGGGGAUGGAUAUACAUCUAUCAUGCAAAUGGAGAUCAAAAUAAAGCCAGAGUAGCAAUACUUAUAUAAGACAAAAUAGACUUUAAAAUAAAGACUGUAACAAGAGACAAAGAAGGACAGUAUAUAAUGAUAAAGGGGACAAUUUAACAAGAAGAUAUAAUAAUUGUAAAUAUAUGUGCAACCAAUUGAGGAGCAUCCAAAUAUAUAAAAUAAUUAAUAACAAACAUAAAGGAACUAAUACAUAAUAAUAGAAUAAUAGGAGAGGACUUUAACACCUAACAUCAACAGACAGAUCAUCUAAAUAGAAAUACAACAAGGAAACAAUGGCUUUGAAUGACACACUGGAAUAUAACGAUUUAACAGAUAUAUGCAGAACAUUCCAUCCUCAAACAGCAGAACAUACAUUCAAGUGCAUGUGUAAUAGUCUCCAAAAUAGAUCACAUAAAAAUAUAAAAUAAGCUUCAACAAAUUCAAGAAGAUUGAAAUCAUACCAUGCAUCUUUUCUGACAACAAUGCUAUGAAACUAGAAGUCAACUACACGAAAAAAAUCUGAAAAACCACAAAUAUGUGGAGAUUAAAUACUACUAAACAAUAAAUGGGUCAACCAGGAAAUUUAAAAAAGAAAUAAAAAACUAUAUGGAAACAAAUGAAAAUGAAAACACAAUGAUCAAAAACCUUUGGGACGCAGCAAAAGUGGUACUAAGAGAGAAGUUUAUAGCAAUGCAGGCCUACCUCAAGAAGCAAAAAAAAUCUCAAAUAAACAACCUAACCUUACACCUAAAAGAACUACAAAAAUAACAACAAACAAAACCUAAAAUCAGAAGAAAAAAAUAAUAAAAAUUAGAGCAGAAAUAAAGGAUUUAGAAGCAAAAAAAAAAAAUAGGUCAAUGAAACCAGCUGCUGCUUCUUUGAAAAAAAAUCAAUAAAAUUGAUAAACUUAUGAAAGUUGAGAAAGGACUCAAGUAAAUGAAAUCACAAAUGAGAGAGAAAUAACUACCAACACCACAGAAAUACAAACAACUAUAAGAGAAUAUUAUGAAAAACAUUAUGCCAACAAAUUUGUCAACCUAGAAGAAAUGAAUAAAUUCCUAGAAACAUAUACACUACCCAAAUUGAAACAGGAAGAAAUAGAGAAUUUGAACAGAUUGAUAACCAGCAAAGUAAUUAAACCAGUAAUCAAAAAAACUCCCAAUAAACAAAAAUUCAGGAUUAGAUGGCUUCAAGGGGAAUUCUACCAAAUGUUUAAAGAAGAGUUAAUACCUAUUCUUCUCAAACUGUUACAAAAAAUAUAAAUGGAAGGAACACUUUCAAAUUCAUUCUAUGAGGCCAGCAUUACCCUGAUUCCAAAACCAGAUAAAGAUGCCACUAAAAAAGAGAACUACAGGCCAAUAUCCCUUAUGAACAUAGAUGCAAAAAUCCUCAACAAAAUACUAGCAAACUAAAUCCAACAAUACAUUUUUAAAAAUCACUUGGCAUGAUCAAGUGAGAUUUAUUCCUGGGUUGCAAGGGUGGUUUAAUAUUCACAAAUCAUUAACGUGAUAUAUCACAUCAAUAAGAGAAAGUUUAAGAACCACAUGAUCAUUUCAAUAGAUGCAGAUAAAGCAUUUGACAAAGAAUAACAUCACUCAUAAUAAAAAUUCUCAAUAAAGUAGGUUCAGAGGGAACAUACCUCAACAUAAUAAAGGCCAUUUAUGAAAAACCCACAACUGACACCAUCUUCAAUGAGGAAAACCUGAGAGCUUUUCCUCUAAUGUCAGGAACAAGACAAGGAUGCCCACUCUUACCACUUUUACUCAACACAGUACUGGAAGCCCUAGCCACAGUAAUCAGACAACAAAAAGAAAUACAAGACAUUCAAAUCAGUAAUGAUGAAGUAAACCUUUCACUCUUUGCAGAUGACAUGAUACUCUAUGUAAAAAACCCAAAGACUACACCAAAAAAACUUCUAGAACUGGUAAAUAAAUUCAGUAAAGUUGCAGGAUACAAAAUCAAUGUACGGAAAUCUGAUGCAUUUCUACAUGCCAAUAAUAAAGCAGCAGAAAGAGAAAUCAAGGAAUCAAUCCCAUUUACAAUUGCACCAAAAACCAUGAAAUACCUAGGAAUAAACCUGAUAAAAGAGGUAAAAGACCUGUACUCUGAAAACUAUAAAACACUGAUAAAAGAAAUGGAAGAAGACACAAAGAAAUGGAAAGACAUUCCAUGCUCAUGUACUAGAAGAACAAACAUUGUUAAAAUGUCUAUAGUACCCAAAGCAAUCUACAUAUUUAAUACAACCGCUAUCAAAAAUACCACCAACAUUCUUCACAGCGCUAGAAGAAACAAUCCUAAAAUUUGGAUGGUACCACAAAAGACCUCAAACAGCCAAAGUAAUCUUGAAAAGGAAAAACAAAGCUAAAGGCAUCACAAUUCCAGACUUCAAGUUAUAUUACAAAGCUGUAGUCACCAACACAAUAUGGUACUGGCAAAAAAGUAGAAACAUGGAUCAAUAGAACAGAAUAGCAAACCCAGAAAUGAAUGCACAACUAUAUGGUCAAUUUAUCUUCAGCAAAGCAGGAAAGAAUAUCUAAUGGGAAAAGGACAGUCUCUUCAGCAAAUAGUGUUGGAAAAACUGGACAACAACAUGCAAAAGAAAGAAACUGGACCACUUUAAUACACCAUACACAAAAAUAAACUAAAAAUGGAUUGAAGACCUAAAUGUGAGACCUGAAACCAUAAAAAUCCUAGAAAAAAACUCAGGCAGUAAUCUCUUUGACAUCAGUCAUGACAGCUUCUUACUAGAUAUGUCUCCUGAGGCAAGGGAGACAGAAGCAAGAACAAACUAUUGGGAUUAUAUCAAAAUAAAAAGCUUCUGCACAGUGAAGGAAAGAAUCAACAAAACUAAAAAGCAACCUACAGAAUGGGGGAAGAUAUUUGCAAAUGACAUAUCCAAUAAAGGGUUACUAUCCAAAAUAUAUAAAAAACUUAUAAAACUCAACACCCAAAAAAACAAAUAAUCCAAUUAAAAAUUGGGCAAAAGUCAUGAAUUUCUCUAAAGAAAACAUACAGAUGGGCAACAGACACAUGGAAAGAUGUUCAUCACUUAUCAUCAGGGAAAUACAAAUCAAAACUGCAAUAUCACCUCAUACCUGUCAGAAUAGCUAAAGUCAACAGCAUAAAAACAACAGGUGUUUUUGGAGAAAAAGGAGCACUCAUUCACUGUUGGUGGGAAUGCAAUCUGGUGUAGUCACUGUGGAAAACAGUAUUUUUUUUGUGGAGAUUCCUCAAAAAGUUAAAAAUAGAACUACCCUAAGAUCCAGCAAUUGACUCCUGGGUAUUUACCCAAAGAAUACAAAAACACUAAUCCAAAGGGAUACAGCACCUCUAGAUUUACAGCAGCAUUAUUUACAAUAGCCAAGAUAUGGAAGCAGCCAAAGUGCUCACCAACUGAUGAUUGGAUAAAGGAGAUGUAACACAUAUAUAAUGGAAUCAUACAUGUGUUACGUAUGUAAUACACAUAAUAUACACAUGUGUAUGUAUGUAUAUACACAUGUGUAUGUAUAUUAUCCAGCCAUAAAAAAGAAUGAAAUCUUGCCAUUUACAAUGACAUGGAUGGAAUUGGAGAGUAUAAUGCUAAGCUAAAUUAAGUCAGUCAGUGAAAGACAAAAUUCUACAUGAUUUCACUCAUAUGUGGAAUUUAAGAAAGAAAACAAACAGGAAAAAGGGUGGAAAAAGAGAGAGAGAGAAAUAAAGAAACAGGCUCAAUUAUAGAGAAGAAAAUGGUUACCAGAGAGGAGAGGAUUGGGAAUGGGUUAAAUAGGUGAUGGGGAUUAAGUAGAACCCUGUCAUGAUGAGCAUUGCAUGAUUUAUGGAAGUGUUGAAUCACUAUACUGUACACCUGAAACAAAUAUAAUACUGUAUAUUAAUAACUGGAAUUAAAAUAAAAACUAAAAGAAGAAAA
Molecule: messenger RNA, 14220 nt
Organism: Acinonyx jubatus (cheetah)
Lineage: Eukaryota; Metazoa; Chordata; Mammalia; Carnivora; Felidae
Gene: PIK3C2G
Product: phosphatidylinositol-4-phosphate 3-kinase catalytic subunit type 2 gamma
Exons: 32
Coding region: 3163-7623 (1486 amino acids)
Biological process (GO): phosphatidylinositol-3-phosphate biosynthetic process; cell migration; phosphatidylinositol-mediated signaling
Cellular component (GO): phosphatidylinositol 3-kinase complex; cytoplasm; plasma membrane
Molecular function (GO): phosphatidylinositol binding; 1-phosphatidylinositol-4-phosphate 3-kinase activity; 1-phosphatidylinositol-3-kinase activity
Source: RefSeq, a predicted model, not a curated record